AUGCCGAGGAAGUUGAUUCUCAUAUAUCUCUCACUGAUCAUCGCCGCCGGAGCCGGACCGUUACGCACGACGCCGGAGGACAACCUCUGGAUGCGAGAUGGUGUAGCUUUCAGGAUCGUGCUCUUCGCCGACCUGCACUUCGGCGAGGACGCGUGGACCAAGUGGGGCCCCAGGCAGGACUUGAACUCUGUGGGGGUUAUGUCUGCUGUGCUAGACGAUGAGCAUCCAGACUUUGUGAUUUAUCUUGGAGAUGUGAUCACGGCCAACAAUAUAAUGGUAGAAAAUGCAAGCUCGUAUUGGGAUCAAGCUGUGUCGCCAACGAAGGCGAGGGGGAUACCGUGGUCUACCAUAUUUGGGAAUUACGAUGAUGCCCCGUUUGAGUGGCCGCUGGAGUGGUUUUCAGAGAUCGGGAUUCCUCAGCUCUGUUGCCCGGCUGCAAAUGCCUCGUUUGCCGAAUGCAGUUUCAGAGGCACGACGCGUCUGGAGCUGAUGAAAAGUGAGAUGGAGCGCAACACAUUAUCCUUGUCCAACGGCGGGCCAAGAGACCUAUGGCCCAGUGUCUCAAACUAUGUCCUCAAACUGUCAUCCGCGAGCAAUGCUCAGGAGCCGGUGGCUUUCAUGUACUUCUUCGACUCCGGGGGUGGCUCGUAUCCGGAGAUCAUAUCACACGCGCAGGUGAAGUGGUUUCAGGAGAAAUCUCAAGAGAUCAACCCUUAUUCAAGGUAGGCAACAACACUUGAGUUUUGAAAUUGAUGGCGCGUUCUAAUUCUUGGUGGAUGAUGUUAGGGUUCUGGAGAUCAUAUUUUGGCACGUCCCGAGCAAAGCAUACAAGAAGGUGGCUCCAAAGUUGAGCAGAGGCACGCA
This is a messenger RNA of Salvia miltiorrhiza (redroot sage), 864 nucleotides long. Its product is annotated as probable inactive purple acid phosphatase 16. Gene Ontology annotation, molecular function: hydrolase activity, acting on ester bonds. The transcript is spliced from 3 exons. NCBI's taxonomy places the organism in Eukaryota, Viridiplantae, Streptophyta, Magnoliopsida, Lamiales, Lamiaceae. Gene Ontology annotation, cellular component: cytoplasm. The record is from RefSeq and is a predicted model, not a curated record. Bases 1 to 726 code for a protein of 241 amino acids.